Puntigrus tetrazona (Sumatra barb) is the source of this 3624-nucleotide messenger RNA. RefSeq names its product integrin alpha-X-like. Lineage: Eukaryota; Metazoa; Chordata; Actinopteri; Cypriniformes; Cyprinidae. Gene Ontology annotation, molecular function: integrin binding. The coding region runs from base 119 to 3613 and encodes 1164 amino acids. Gene Ontology annotation, cellular component: integrin complex; external side of plasma membrane. The transcript has 29 exons. Gene Ontology annotation, biological process: cell-cell adhesion; integrin-mediated signaling pathway; cell adhesion mediated by integrin. The record is from RefSeq and is a predicted model, not a curated record.
UCCGUUGUGUCAGUGUACUGACUUUUGCAUCAUUCUCAAUAAAAACUUGUUCUGUCUUAUUUUUUUUAAACAAUAGGAAAUUCAUACCUUUCUUUUCACCUCUGCCUCUGACGAAGAUAUGAUCAUGGAUUGGGAUUUCUGCCUCUUUUUGUACCUGUUUUGUGGACUUCCGUCAGUACUGACAUUCAACAUCGAUCCUGUGACCUGGAAAUACUUCACAAGAAAAAAUGCUGUUAGCUUUGGCUAUAGAGUGAUACAAAGAGAUACAUUUAGUUUGCUUGUGAGUGAUCCCUUAGCACAAAACAGCCAUAACACAAGAGGACAGGUUUAUAGCUGUGCCAUUUCAGAGGAAACUUGCCUGCCCGUCACAAUUAAUGUUCCUUCUGAAGCUGUUAACAUGUCUCUUGGACUGUCUAUGACUAAAGAUGCACUAUCUUCAAAUUCAGUGGUUUGUGGUCCAACCAUUCCUAAGGACUGCAAAGUACUUACAACCCUCAAUGGUAUGUGCUUUAUCAUCAGCGGGAACGAUGCAGUGAGUGCACCUAUACCAAGUGCUUUGAGAAGCUGCCCUCUAGAAAUAGACAUGACUUUUCUAAUGGAUGGCUCUGGCAGUGUAGAAGACGUAGACUUUGUUAAAAUGAAAACCUUUGUCAUGACAAUAAUUCAGAGUUUUUCCAACUGCAAUUCUCAGUUUGCUGUUGCACAGUUUUCCACUGGUUUUGAAGUUCACUCCAAGUUUGAAGCAGCCAAUGACAUUGAUUCAUGGAGGAAAAGAAUAGGGGAUAUAGAACAGCAAAAAGGAUUUACCUACACUGCAAAGGCUAUUAAUAGACUUGUGGAUGAGCUCUUCAUUACUGAAGGAGGGGCAAGGCAAUCAGCAAUUAAAAUCCUAAUUGUUAUUACUGAUGGUAGAUCAAAUGAUGAACCUAAUCUCAGAGGUGCUGUGGAAAAGGCGGAAAAGAAGAAUAUUAUCCGUUUUGCUAUUGGCAUUGGUGAAGCUUUUGACGAUUCCCAUGCAAAGCAGCAGUUACAUGUUUUAGCGUCUGCUCCUGUUGCUAAACAUGUGUUUAAUGUGACUGACUUUGACGCAUUGGACAGCAUUCGAGAACAACUGGAAGAAAACAUUGCUAUUGAAGGUGUCCAGUCCACUGGCGAUUCUGCUACAAUGGAGUUUGCUCAGGAUGGAUUUAGUGCAGUGUUUAAAUCCAAUGUAAGCCUGAUCGUGAGUUCUGUGGGAGCUUUCCAGGGAAAGGGUGGAUAUCAGGAACACUAUCACAAUGGUCAUUUGUCAGACUUCCAAGUGGGAAAUGAGCAAGAUAGUUACUUAGGUUAUUCAAUGACAAUAGCAACAAGGUCUAAAAAAAAGCUUGUGAUUUUGGGAGCACCAAGAUACAGCUAUAAAGGGCAAGUGAGGAUUUCAGUAAUUGGAAAUAAUGCAACUAACCUGUUGGUGGAUUCACCUGAGCCUCAGAUUGGAUCGUACUUUGGAGCCGAGGUCUGUGUGGUUGAUCUGAACUCUGAUGCAAAAACAGAUCUUUUAUUAAUAUCUGCACCAACCUAUGUAGAACCUCGUUCUGAAGGCAGAGUUUUUGUGUACUUUUACUCUCGGCAGCCAUUUUUCACUUUUUCUGUGGUCCUGAUGGGAAUGGUAGGUCAGAGGGGUCGGUUUGGCUCUUCUCUGGCCAGUCCAGCAGAUCUGAAUGGUGAUGGUUUCAGGGAUGUGCUGAUUGGAGCUCCUUUAGAGGAGGAUGGACAGGGCAGCAUCUACGUCUUCAAUGGAGGAGUAGAGCAAAUAAAUCCCACAUAUUCACAGAGAAUUGCUGGUUCGUCUAUACGCUCAGAUUUACAGUUUUUUGGACAAGCUCUAAGUCAGUCCUCCUUAGAUCACAGUGGAGACAAUUUACCAGACAUUGCUGUUGGAUCAAAAGGAUCAGUUUUGCUUCUUAGAUCUAGACCCAUAGUGUUUUUGGAUGUGAAAGUAACCUACAGUCCAUCCAAAAUCUCAACCAGUCAAACGAACUGCAGCAAGCCACUGGAAAACACUUUGACAGUGUGCUUCAACAUGAGCGGAUACAAACAUGCUAUAACAGGUUUUCCCAAAUUUUACGGCAGACUUUUGUUAUUUAAAAAAAACUAUUUUAAUGCACAUAUCAUACAGUACUCAAUGACAUUUUCAGAUUUGGCUGUGAAUAUUAACUAUACCUUAAAGCUGGAUGCCAAGCGAUAUAGAAACCGAGCAUACUUCUUGCCCAAAAAUCGUGUCCUCAGUGAAGCUGUAAAUGUUACAUUAGAGGAAGUGUGCAAAGACCACCCAUUCCUCAUAGAGGUUUGUACAGAGGAUUAUCUCAACCCACUGCUUAAUGAAUUAAUGUUCACCUUUGAGGGUCUGCCCUCCCAAAGUAUGGAGAACUUACAGCCUGUUCUCUUACCAUGGGUGAAGAACACUACGUUGUGGAUGUUAGAUUAUGAGAUGAACUGUGGAUCAGACAACCUUUGUGUUGACAACCUCAAAACGGACUUCAGCUUUGGAUCUGCUAACAUAGAGGUUGGAGUAAUGCAGGAGGUCAAUGUGACAGUGUUUGUAGAGAACAGAGGAGAAAACUCAUACAACACUCACUGCAUCCUCAACUACCCCUACGGACUUUCCUACAGGAGAACUGUGCCUCGAGUGGGCAGGGUGAAUUGCCGUUCUAUAGAUGGCAUGCAAGAAAUUUCAUCAGGGAAGACCAUCUGUGAGGUCAACAAACCUCUGUUCGCAGGAAACGCCUCUGCUGUGUUUGACAUUAUUUACAGUAUUAAUAAAGAAAGUAAUUUUGACCAAAAGUUGACAUUCCGUGCAACUGUUACCAGUGGCAAUACGAAUCACUCUGAAAACAGUGAACUGUUUAAAAUGAGGAACAUCAGUGUAAAACAUGCUAUCUAUGUUGCCAUGUUGAGACAUGCAGAUUCCAGCAUUUACAUCAGUUUCACUAGUGGGAAGAAUAAUCUUGAAAAACCAGUGAAACAAAUAUUGGAGGUAAAGAAUGAAUUUAAAGAGCUAAACUUAACAGUUUUCAUUAGAGUACCUGUAAAACUGGGAGCUGAAAACAUCUGGACUAAUAAAAACUUGCAGAUUCCAGAUUGCUUCAGAGACAGAGACGAGCAGCCCGCCUUCAGCAGUUUUCUAAACGUGCUCAAAAAGGAAAAGGUCUUGAAUUGCUCUGUGGCGGUUUGUGCAGUCUUCAGGUGUGACGUGAAUCUCUUGAGAAAUGAAAGGAAGUUCUAUAAUAUAUCCAGCAAUGUGAGCUCUGGAUGGAUUAAACAGAUUGGGGUUAGGUCUGCAUCUUUUCAGUUGGUCAGUAUAGCAUCUCUGGAUUAUGAUGAUAACAAAUAUGUUCACAUCUCAGAUUCACUGAGCUCUGUGCCAGUUUGUGAGGUGAACACUCAGGUGGAGGUCUAUGAGGAGCCCAGCAUCUUAAAGGAGGUUGUUGGAGGAGUUAUUGGAGGACUGCUGAUGAUCUCACUCCUCACAGCCGUCCUCUAUAAGUCCGGCUUUUUCAAAAGAAAGGCCAAGCAGCAGAUGAAGGAUUCUACACAAGACGCUGAAGAAGUGAAAAAUUUAAAUAAAAAUUAAUGUAGAAUGGA